This is a messenger RNA of Penicillium longicatenatum, 2025 nucleotides long. Its product is annotated as T6SS phospholipase effector Tle1-like catalytic domain-containing protein. The coding region runs from base 1 to 2025 and encodes 674 amino acids. The record is from RefSeq and is a predicted model, not a curated record. The transcript has 2 exons. Lineage: Eukaryota; Fungi; Ascomycota; Eurotiomycetes; Eurotiales; Aspergillaceae.
AUGGCUCAGCACGUCGCGCCUUCACAGGCCCCAAAGCAGUUUGUGCUCUGUUUCGAUGGAACUGGCAACAAGUUUGCCGGUGAUGAAUCGGACAGUAAUGUUUUAAAAAUCUUUCGCAUGCUGGAUCGCAGUCAACCACAUCAGUACCAUUACUACCAACCCGGUAUUGGUACCUAUGUGACAUCAAAGUCACUCAGCAGCCAUGGUCGCAUUCAGCGCAUCAAAUCCUGGUAUCAAAAAGCCAAAGAUUCGGCCAUCGGAUCUUCUUUCGAUGAGCAUGUGAUGGGUGGGUACAAGUUCUUGAUGCGAUACUAUUCUCCCGGUGACGAGAUCUUCUUCAUUGGUUUCAGUCGUGGGUCAUAUAUCGCGCGUUUCUUGGCCGAGAUGCUUGACUACAUCGGUCUGCUCGAAGCCGGUAACGAGGAAUUGAUUCGCUUCGCCUGGAAGACUUUUGCCAAGUGGCAGCAGCGCCAAGGCGAUUCCGAUGAGGACCAGGAGGAGAAGAAGAAACUAUUCGAGUAUAUGAAGGCUUUCCGUGAAACAUUCAGUCGUCCGAUCACGCGCAUUAAGUUUAUGGGACUUUUCGAUACUGUCAACAGUGUCCCGCGUUUCGAAAAUGCCUGGAUGCAGCGCAGCAAGUUCCCCUAUACAGCCCGCAGUUCCGCCAGGGUCAUUCGUCAUGCGGUCGGUAUUGACGAGCGCCGUGCCAAAUUCCGUCAGGAUUUAAUCUCCGGAAAGCGUCCGCAAGACAAGCACAAGCACCAUCGUCACCACCUUCCUCUGCCACACAUGCCCCACACUCCCCACUUCGAGAACCACAUGGCACGCCACACGGAUGCUCAACACCAUCUGCAUCUCCGCCAUCAGGAUGGCCAGCGCACGCAACAGCAGGAUGCACAUCCCGAUGAAGUGCCGGCUAUUCGUUUGAAUGACGAUACCGCAAGCCCUGGAGAGGAGAAAGUGGCCCCGCAUGAGGGAGUGCCCCCGUUGGAGAAUCCUGGAUGGGGUCCCAACCCAGGCGAGUCAUACUAUCACUCUAACUCCCACAUCCACGCCGGCUCUUCGAACCAGGGCAGUGACAGCAACUUCGGAGAGAAGCCUCAUCGGUACCGCGCAUCAUCCCCGAGGCGAGCUGGCUUGACUGUCCCUAACGGAGGGGCAUCCAUGGAUGAUUCCAGAUCAGUUCGCAGUGGUCAUUCUGGCAACCUGUCUAUCCAGGUUCCCAGCCAUGCUGGCGAUGGCUACGAUAGUGAUGACGACGAACAGGAUAUUCACGAGGUGUGGUUCCCAGGAUGUCACGCCGAUAUUGGUGGAGGAUGGAAACUCCAAGACGGCGAGAUGUGGGCCCUGAGUCAUGCUCCAUUAGUGUGGAUGGUGCAAGAAGCCCACAAAGCAGGAUUGGAACUAGAUGAGCGCAAGAUGAAGCAGUUCCAGUGUCUGGAGGAGUUCGACGGUGACUACACUCCCAUCCAGGAAACUAUUGGCAACCGCCGCGGUAGUCGCAUCAGUCAGCAGCCGGGUCAUGACGACCCCGACGCCUACCGCACUGGCCCCAAUGAGAAGCAGCGCUCUGCUGCCAGCCGUGACUUCUGGCAUGCGCUGCACACAUCCAGCACGAAAGGUCUACUGCACGACUGUCUUGAGUUCAAGCAAGGCUUACCCCACACCUCUGUUAUUUCCUGGCGGAUCAUGGAGUGGCUACCGUUCCGUCGUAUGGAUCUUCAGGAUGACGGUUCGUGGAAACCUAUUCGCUGGCCGCUGCCGCGUGGUGAGGUCCGUGACGUGCCGCUCGACGCUGAAAUUCACGUGUCUGCCAUCCGGCGUAUGCAAGCUGACCCCAAAUACCGCCCUGGUAACAUCAUUGUCGGUGGCGGUGGUCGUGGUGUACGUAUUGCUCCUACCUAUCUGGGUAUGGGAGAAUGGGAGGUGCUCAAGAACGAGGGCGAUGGGGUUCGCGAGACGUACGUGCGGAAAGACCAAGCCACCAAGUGCAAGGAUGAGAUGACACAUGAGUGUGCUCACUGA